AGAGAGAGAGAGAGGGAGAGCGGGGGAGAGCCUCGUCGCUCGGAGUCUCAUUGCAGCAGUGUUUUUAUUCCAGCCUCAUGUUACGCUUCCAUCACAGCUGGCAUGCUGGUCUCCCCACACGGAUCAGCCAGUGUGAAGUAAGACACCGAGUUUGGAGACUAGAGUUUGAAGACUGAGGAAACGAUGAUCAGUUCCUGACUGGAUGAUGUGGUUUGGGAUUUUACAGUUUGGAUGUCGCAUUGUGGGUGAAAAAUCUACUUGGAUGUUACAUUUCGGAUACUGUGGACUGGGGAAGCAGUAGUCAGUGGUGUCUGGAGUUUGGACAUUGUGGCAUGGAUGGCUUUGUUGAUACAGAUGUACGCAUAAGUCGAACGGCACCGUGGAUGAUACGGGAUCUCCGAUCGAAGACGCACAAGCCGAAUUUACUCUAAAGCAAACACAUUGAGAAGCUUUGGCUUGCUUUUGGAAAGGAUAUGGUGUAGCAUGCUCACUGUGAGUUUGGACGUAGUGCUGUGGGUUAGUAAAAGCGUAUGCAGGAUAUAAACGUGUCUCCUACUCCAGUGUGGAAAAGCAUGGAGACGUGACGCCGCAGCCAUGCUGUGCGGUUUACGGAAAGAAGGCCGCAACGAUGACGGCCCUUAUUCGAAAGGGAAUAAAGACUGUGCAGCCAACGACAGCGGCACGGUCUCAAAGAGGCGCAGCAUUCCAGAUGAGAUUCGAGGGCUGACCACAGUAGAGCUGAUAAAGAGAGAAGGCUCCAGUCUUGGCCUCACCAUCUCUGGAGGAUCGGACAAAGAUGGCAAGCCGCGAGUAUCGAACCUUAGACCAGGAGGCCUGGCAGCCAGGAGCGACCAGCUGAAUGUGGGUGACUACAUAAAGUCCGUGAACGGCAUCAACCUGUCCAAACUGCGGCAUGACGAGAUCAUCAGCAUGCUGAAGAACAUCGGGGAGAGGGUAGUGCUGGAGGUGGAGUACGAGCUGCCUCCUCUCGCUCCCAGCAGUCCGAGCAGCGUCAUCUCCAAAACCAUCGAGGUGUGCUUGGAAAAAGAAGGCAACAGUUUUGGAUUCGUGCUCCGAGGUGGGUUUCAUGAGGACUGGCAUAAGGCUCGUCCUCUAGUAGUGACCUACGUCAGACCUGGAGGCCCUGCAGACAGGGAGGGGACUCUGCAUGUGGGCGAUCGGGUGUUGAGUGUAAACGGUGUGGCUCUAAACCGACGGAAACAUGCCGAUGCUCUCACUCUGCUCAUGCAGAGCAGCCAGGAAGCUUACUUCCUCAUCGAGUACGACAUCACUGUUAUGGACUCAGUGCAACAGUCCUCAGGUCCUCUGCAGGUGGAGAUCACGAAGAGCACCGGCUCUGUGCUGGGACUGAUCCUUACCACUGCCCUCUACAGGAACAAACACGUCAUUACAAUCCAGAAAAUCAAACCUGCCAGUGUUGCUGAGAGGUGUGGCGCUCUGCAUGUAGGCGAUAUUCUCUUGGCUAUAGACGGCAUGAGCACUGAGCACUGCUCUUUACUGGAAGCUCAGCAGCUGCUGGCCAACUCCUCAGAGGUCACCAAACUCGAGAUCCUGCCUUCUUCACACAGCCUACAUGACACGGUGCGUAUCCAGAGGAGCAGCCAGCGCCAGUGGGAUUCUGGUGUGAACUACCUCAGUGCCCCUGCACCCACCCACAGCAAAGCCCCAUCAACCUGGGGCAACACCACCCCUACACACUCCCACUGCACAUCUGUGGCAUCAGGCAGCUCGUCUCAGACCUCAGGCUUUCAGAGUGCUAAGGGCGGAUCUGUGUAUCCGAGCCCGUACCCCUGCAGCACACUGCCCUCGUACCCCUCGAGCCCACGUAGCAGCACCACCAGGAGGAAACCCAGGAGAGCCGAGCACAAGAGCUCACUGUCUCUCUCCAGCACGGUGGGUGUCGGAGGGCAGGUGGUUCAUGUUGAGAAUAAUGAGGUGGUGCUGAGAGGAGACGCGCUCACGGGCUUCGGCCUGCAGCUCCAGGGAGGAGUGUUUGCCACGGAGCCGCUGUCUGCACCCGCCUGCAUCCGGUUCAUAGAGCCAGACUCGCCUGCUGAAAGGUGUGGAGUGCUGCAGGUUGGAGACCGAAUCCUCUCUAUAAAUGGAAUCUCAACCGAUGAUGGAACCCUGGAGGAGGCCAAUCAGCUUCUCCGAGACGCAGCCCUGUCCAAUCAGGUCACGCUAGACGUGGAGUUUGACGUCGCAGAAUCUGUAAUCCCAAGCAGCGGUACGUUCCACGUGAAGCUGCCAAAGAGGCGUGGUGUGGAGGUGGGCCUUACGAUCAGUGCCAGCAAGAAGCCAGGCCGGCCUCUGAUCAUCUCCGAGAUAAAGAGAGGGAGCAUCGCUCACAGAACAGGUACACUGGAGCCUGGUGAUCGAUUGCUGGGCAUAGACAAUGUAAAACUCGAGAACUGUGGAAUUGACGAGGCCAUGGCGGUCCUCCAGCAGGCUGAGGACAUGGUCAGACUGCGCAUUCAGAAAGAUGAGGACAACCUAGAUGAGCUAGAGUCCUCCGGCUCUGUGAUCUUUACUGUAGAGCUAAAGAGACAUGGAGGUCCUCUGGGAAUCACCAUUUCUGGCACCGAGGAGCCCUUUAACCCGAUCCUCAUCUCCAGUCUGACCCGAAACGGUCUCGCACACAGAACCGGGGCUCUUCAUGUUGGUGACCGUGUGUUAGCCAUUAAUCAUGUGAGUCUAAAAGGGAAGCCGCUGAGCGAAGCCAUCCACCUGCUGCAGACUGCUGGAGAUGCCGUGACGCUCAAGAUCAAGAAACGAACUGAGCCUGUGUUUGAGUCAGACUCAGGCAGCCCACUGAGGGCGGGAUCUUGUCUGAGUGACGCUGAAGACGACCGGUCUGAUUCGCUCAGGCGCUGUAAACAUUCUGGUCUUCAUCACCUGGCCACGCCCCCCAGCAUGGACUCAGCCAUGGACUCGUGGGAUGGCUCCGCCCUUGAUGCUGGCUAUGGGAGUCAAGGGGCCUACAUCCAUCGGACAUCCGACCUGACCAUCAACCCUAAUGAGUGGAGACAAACCAAUCAAAAGAGCCCACUGGCCUCCAGAAAACACACCCACCGUGCUGCAGUGCAUGAUGGGAAAUCGGGAGAAGACGACUGGAAAUACCAUGGAUCCGUUAGUCCCAUGCGUUGCCGUGACAACACCGACACUCAGGAGACCUAUUGGUCGCAAGCCCUGCAGGAUUUGGAGACAUGCGGCCAAUCAGAGAUCCUCAGAGAGCUGGAGGCCACCAUGAUGUCGGGCAGCACGUUGAGUUUGGGGGACGAGAGCGAGGUCUGUAAUGACGGCGAAAUCAAACUUCCACCCCUGGAGCUGAAGCAGUGCUGGAACUGCAGCACAGAUACAGAGCUAAAUGACUCGAGCACCAGCGCUAUGCCGUUAGAGCUGCACAAGAUCUGUGUGUUGAAGGAUGAAGACAGCAGGGAUUUUGGCUUCAGUGUCUCUGAUGGUUUGUUGGAGAAAGGUGUGUAUGUGAACAUGAUCCGUCCGGAUGGUCCUGCAGAUCGGGCGGGUUUACAGCCGUAUGACCGCAUCCUUCAGGUGAAUCACGUGCGAACGCGGGACUUUGACUGCUGCUUAGCCGUGCCUCUGAUCGCCGAGUCGGGAGAUCAGCUCCAGCUUGUUAUCAGCAGGAACCCCGUCACUCAGACACCUCGGUGGUCUCCUGAAGACAGUCAGGACUCGUCUGAAGCACUUCCUGUUCUCCCGGUCAAAAGCUCGAAAAAGACCGAAAUCAGGCCCGAGAUGGUGUCAGUGAGCGGCGGCUUAGUCUAGAAGAAAGGAGUCUGUUUCUGUCUUUCUGUCUCUCUCUCUCACUUACACACACACACACACACAAUUUAAACCGCUUUCACACGCCAUCACUUGUAGUUUUUGUUUCCAUGACAACACUUUUUUUUUUUUUUUUUUAUUAAUAAUUGAAGUUGAUCACCAAGUUCACUCUGAACACACUGAACUUAUUGUUUUCUUAUAAGCACAACUCUACACUUUACUCGGUUUGGUCCUGGGUCCAGUUUAGUUUUAGAUUAUUUUCAGUUCCUUCACUGUUUUUAGGUUCUCUCACACACAUCUGCGCACACAAUUUUCUGGUUAUAAUGCAUAUGACGCACAAAGAAAAAGAAAGAGAGAGCAGAUACACACUCACUCACCUUUUGAAUGUUUAGAGAGACCAAUUCCUUAUUAUUAGCGGAUCACUUUUUCCCAAAAAAAGGACAGAUUUUCCUGCCAGAUUCUACACACUGAAUAAUUGUCUUGUUUUUUUAUGUGCAAAUGAUUUAAGGUGCAGCUUUAACGUGUGUAAAAUGAGAUUCUUGUAUAUCUAAUAUCCUGUUUUAAUUUAAAACCUAGAAGUUAGACUGAAAUCUUUGGAAAAUUUUAACGUGUGUGUGUGUUCUGUAAGAGUGUUUUCUCAUGAGGAGCCAAAGCUUCGAUCACAUCUGAUGAUUUUAUACCUGAGUAACGUGUGAUGAGUCUGAUAAAGUCUGAGAUUAGAUUGAAUUGUACUACUUUUAAAAAAGUUGUCAUUGUUUUUACCCACAUUCCUUUUUCUGCUCCGGUCAUUACGUGCCACGUGUGUGAGUGUAAUAACUGAUAACAUCUAGAUGUAAAUGAACGCUUUUAUUAUUGGAUGCAAAAUAACAAUGUUUGCAUAGGAUGUUUUUAACAAAAUAAAGAAAUAUAAGCUAGUGUGUUUUAUUGAUGCUAGGUAUCAGAAAUAAGGCAAGACUGACCAUCAGUUCGAGCUGAAGUGUGAAUGAAAGCAAUACUUAUAAUUUAACAAUAAAUUAUUAAUAAAUUAUCAGUGUAUUAAUAAAUUAUUGAUAAAUUACUAAAAUUAUUUAUAAUGAUUGUAUAACGUUAGUGAGAUUAGCUCCAACAAUUUAUCACAAUGAUUUACAUCAUA
Molecule: messenger RNA, 4939 nt
Organism: Hemibagrus wyckioides
Lineage: Eukaryota; Metazoa; Chordata; Actinopteri; Siluriformes; Bagridae
Gene: grip2a
Product: glutamate receptor interacting protein 2a
Exons: 25
Coding region: 595-3810 (1071 amino acids)
Biological process (GO): neurotransmitter receptor transport, endosome to postsynaptic membrane
Molecular function (GO): protein binding
Source: RefSeq, a predicted model, not a curated record